GUCAAAUAAUCAUUUUAUGUUAUGUCGCAAAAUUUUCUCGCCGCAGUAAUUUACAACUUAGUCAAUAUUUGUCAAAUCUAACGUGAUGGACUUUAAAAGCCAAACACUGUGUCCAUUCCGAAGACCGUGGAUGAUCAGAAGCGGAGCGGCGAACGCAGGUUCCUCAAGCAAAAGCUUGAAGGGUGUCUUGGCGGGCGGCAUAACAGGAGGCAUCGAGGCGUGCAUCACGUAUCCGACCGAAUUUGUGAAGACCCAGCUGCAGCUGGACGAGAAAUCUGCCAAAAAAAUGUAUGCAGGCCCCAUUGACGUUGUCAAAAAAACGAUCGAGCAAAAGGGCGUGAAAGGUCUGUACAAAGGUUUGAGCGUGCUGAUCAUGGGCUCCAUACCCAAGACCGGCAUCCGUUUCGGCUCCUUCGAAAUGGUGAAGAAACGCAUGCAAGGCCCCGACGGCAGUCUCACCCCUCUCAUGCGAAUGUUCUGCGGCCUUUGUGCCGGCUGUUUCGAAUCGGUGUUCGUCGUAACUCCCAUGGAGACUAUCAAGGUGAAAUUCAUCAACGAUCAACGAUCGCCGAAUCCAAGGUUCCACGGCCUGGUCCAAGGCGUCGGCAGCAUCAUCAAGGAAGAGGGACUGAGAGGAUGUUACAAGGGACUGGUGGCAACGACGCUGAGACAAAGCACGAAUCAGGCGGUCCGGUUCUUCGUCGUCGAGUCACUGAAAGAUUGGUACCGAGAGGGUGACCAUACGAAACCGAUCAUUGCGCCGAUAAUCACCUGUUUUGGAAUAAUAGCGGGAUGUGCGUCGGUCCUGUGCAACGCCCCGUUGGACGUGGUCAAAACUCGCAUGCAAAGUUUGGAGGCUCACAAGUACAAGAACAUUUUCGAUUGCAUCCAGCAGAUCUGGAACAACGAGGGGCCGCGGGCCUUCUACAAGGGAACCGUUCCGAGAUUGAUUCGUGUGGGACUCGAUGCCGGUGUCACCUUCACCGUAUACGACUUAAUCAUGGACGCUUUCAAUACAAUUCGGCCAUAAGAAUUCAUUUAAUUGUACAAUUUUGACUUUUAUUCUGUCUGAUGGUUAUGUUUGAUUGAUUAAACAAAAAAACAU
Messenger RNA from Aethina tumida (small hive beetle), 1105 nucleotides. RefSeq names its product putative tricarboxylate transport protein, mitochondrial. The record is from RefSeq and is a predicted model, not a curated record. The coding region runs from base 86 to 1030 and encodes 314 amino acids. The transcript has a single exon. NCBI's taxonomy places the organism in Eukaryota, Metazoa, Arthropoda, Insecta, Coleoptera, Nitidulidae. Gene Ontology annotation, biological process: mitochondrial citrate transmembrane transport.